Podarcis raffonei (Aeolian wall lizard) is the source of this 1324-nucleotide messenger RNA. Its product is annotated as zinc finger protein 135-like. Gene Ontology annotation, biological process: regulation of transcription by RNA polymerase II. Lineage: Eukaryota; Metazoa; Chordata; Lepidosauria; Squamata; Lacertidae. The coding region runs from base 117 to 1223 and encodes 368 amino acids. The transcript has 2 exons. Gene Ontology annotation, molecular function: DNA-binding transcription factor activity, RNA polymerase II-specific; RNA polymerase II cis-regulatory region sequence-specific DNA binding. The record is from RefSeq and is a predicted model, not a curated record.
GGCAGCUGCUAGUUGCCUAAGUAAUUCUAGCCUAGUUGGGCCGAAAGGUGUAAGGCUGCUUCUUGUAGUUUUUUUUCAAAACUCCUGGACCCUUCCAGGAAAUAAAACUCAGGUUCAUGGUGGAAAAUAUUUUGGGGGAAAGCAUCCCAUGUGCCCAGGGAAUGAGUUUCUCUAUUUCAUUUUUUCAUUUCUCCACAGGUGAAAGAGGGGUGUCUAUCAAGGAGGUGGAGAAAUGUGGACCAGAAAAUUCCACCCAAAUAAGGCCACGCGAGAGAGAGUCUGCCGGGAGAGGAGAAGACGUUCCUCCGCUUCGCGAAAAGGCCUCAGAGAGUCAGCGUAGGCCUUGGUGGCAGCAGAACAGCCUCCCUGGAGCAGGAGCAGUCGGAUCCAUUCCAUGUGCAGAAGGCUACAAGGAGCUCCUCCAAGCCCCAGACCACCAGGCGACGCAGACCGGUUACUGGCCCGAGAGCGAGAACGAAGAGAAUCACCGAGGCGUUUUGGAGCAACCUGAAGCGAUAGCAGUCAUUUCAAGAAUGGCGACGGAGAACACCGUGGCUCGGGCUGAAAAAAGUGGGGAGGUCUCUGAGGGUCAGCACAGGAAGUGUCAGGAAGGAAAUGCCCUGAAGAGAAGGACAGGCCAAUCCACUACCUGUGGGGCAGAGGAAAAGGCACCCGGCAAAACUCUGCCACGGCCCAAACGAAAGACGUUUGCCGCGCUUCCUGAGAGAGCUUUCAAGCUUGGUGCGCCAGGCCGCUGCAGGCAUGAGCGGCUACACACGGCGGAGAUGCCCUUCCACUGCGCCGAGUGCGGGAAGAGCUUCAUACACCAGCGAAACCUCAACACCCACCAGAGGCUCCACACCGGAGAGAAGCUCUACGAGUGCCCCGACUGCGGGAAGAAAUUCCUCAGCAAGUCAAAGCUCACCAGGCACCGGCGGCUGCAUACCGGGGAGAGGCCGUACCAGUGUUCGUACUGCUGGCGGAGCUUCAGCCAGAGCUACAACCGGACGGAGCACGAGAGAACUCACACAGGGGAGAAGACGGCGCACAACCGGGCAGCCCGCGCAACGAACCUGGGCGGCAGCUCCUGUGUCGCUGCUCACGAAGGAGCCCGUAAAAGCGAGAGACCCUAUAGGGUUCCUAUCGGGGGAACGGCCCCCCUUCAGGCUCUGAGGAAACGUAGAAGGGCCCAACCCCCGGAAGGGAAAAGGGAAAAGUUGUAAUGUUGGCCCAAGCAUGGGAAAGCCUCUGUUCUGAAGAUGCUCCUUGUUAGAUUUCACUUGAUUGGUGCACGUGUUACAGAUGGGUGCUUAUUGCGUGAUAG